CUCACACCAUCACCUGGAAUCUUCCCAAAAACACGUAACUCCUUCCGCAACCCUUUUUUGGCAUCUUCCAUCCCUCUUAUUUUUAGCAUUUCCCCCCCAAAACCCCAUUAAGAUUUCUCCCCAUUUCUUCCCUUUCAACCUCUCUACCCAUCCUUUUGUCUCUCCUCUCUCUAUCAUCCUUCCGCCUCUUUAGGUACGUAAUUCUUGACUUAUGACUUUAAUUUUGAAAUUAUCAGCUUCAUAUUUGUUCAUUUUCUUAUAAAUUUUCUUGUUUCUUCUUAUAUGUUGGUUGUGAUUAUAUAGAUCGAGCGAUUAAUCGACCAAGUUGAUCGCUCAAAACAUAUUCGAUUACCCACAAAUUUUGAGGUGAAGGGUUUUUGGAUUUGGUUGAAAAUUUGAUAGAGAUGGCGGAGGAGCAGAGGUGGCAAGAGCCAGGAGGCCACAGACUCUGCGCUAACAAUUGUGGGUUCUUCGGCAGCCCAACGACUAUGAAUAUGUGUUCAAAGUGCUACAAAGAUCAUUGCAUAAAGGAGCAGCAAUUUUCAGAUGCAAAACUGGCCGUGGAAAAAUCUCUGACUCAAUCCGAAUCGUACUCGUCCUCAGCCGGGUCAUCUGUUUCCGUUUCUGUUUCUGCGAAUCCGCCGGAGGUUUCUGUUUUGGUCGGCGCGGUGGCGGAGACGGUGGCUCCGGUGACGGCGGUGGGGCCGAACAGGUGUGGGACGUGCAGGAGGCGCGUGGGGUUGACGGGGUUCAAGUGCAGGUGUGGGACCACUUUCUGUGGGUCCCAUAGGUACCCGGAGCGACACGGUUGUUCGUUCGAUUUCAAGGUUCUGGGCAGGGAGGAGAUUGCGAAGGCCAACCCGGUUGUCAAAGCGGAGAAGCUUGAGAAGAUCUGAGCCGUUGAUUUGAUGAUGGUGUGAUCCUGCGGUGGGCAUUGAUGGAAACGUUGGGUGGAGGGUGGGGGUUGGGUCAUGGGGUGUUGUGGGAAUGGUGGAUAGACUUUCAUUUUCUUUGUUUAGAUCAUGUAAAACGGAAUAUGUAUCAUUUCCAUGACAAUGUAGGAUUUUAAAUUGUUAUUACACAUGUUGUUGCUUUGUGGUUGUAAAAUUUAUCAAACAUUAUGUCCC
This is a messenger RNA of Ilex paraguariensis (yerba mate), 1127 nucleotides long. Lineage: Eukaryota; Viridiplantae; Streptophyta; Magnoliopsida; Aquifoliales; Aquifoliaceae. The record is from the annotation of a GenBank genome assembly.